AUGGUAUCCAGCUUGACACACAGUGUCUCCCUGCGUCACAUUGGCCACACCCACCCUUUGAAUCGCCUGCUGGAGCGCAUUGCCUACCUGGGCUGGGAGUGGGACACUGUCAGCAGCGGCAGCGUGCUGGCGAAAUUCAAUUUGCCAGAUUCUGCUUCUUUAAGGCUGAAGGAUUCCAUUAAUGUGGAAGUGGAUUCAGACAUAUUUGAUGAACUCUUAAAGUCACCAGGGGUGCUUUUCAAGGCAGAGGAAUGUACUGAUACCCAUACUGAGGUGACAUUCUUAGAGGGCUCAUCUUCAUCAGACUGGUCCCCAUCAACAUCAUGUGCAUCCCAAGAAUCAUCAGGUACUGACUCAACAGUGAUACUGGAAUCUACAAAGACUCGGAAAAGACAGCUGAUUGAAGGGCCCCUGGAUGGCAACGUUGCAAGAGAUAAUGUUAGAGCUGUUCUGUGUUCAAAGCCUGGUGGAAAAGAAAUACUAGAAGAGUACAAGAAAACAAGCACCAUCAGUGAUGUUACAAGAAGAAAGAUGGUCAACAUGCUUAUGGCAGAUAUGGUGGAGAACCAUGGGGUACCUCCGGUAAAUGUGCGGAACCUUUAUGCACUUGGGAUUACAACACUGUUCCCAAAAUUGAGUGACCCAGAUUCCAAGAAUGGCUAUGAACAUUUUUAUCUUCAUCAGAGUGGGUCCGGCUACCUAGCGUGGAGGCUGAAAACUGUUCAGCGGACCUCUGCUCAAGACCACAAGAAAUCCAAGACAACUUUCCAAGAGGGCCCCAAGACUCCACGCAGUAUCCAUUCAGAUGAGAAGCAGUUGACCGGGGAUGAAUGCAGGGAAGCCAUAUCAACGAUGAAACACUCAAGUGAUACAAUCCUUGUCAAAAAUAAGAUGAAGGCUACACUCCAGCACAGACAAAGAAUCAUUCAAAACCCUGAAAGUGCCUCUACUGUCCUGGAUCUCUUUCCCAGAUUCUUAGAUACACCUGGCUUGAUUGACCAAGACUUCUCAAUGAUCUUUGGUGAGGAGGUGUCUGGUAAAUUCCUCUCCAAGUGGCCAACCUUUUUCAAACCGAGAGUCAUCGCAGAUUGCUGCAAGAACCUAACUCCGAGUCCGCUUGUUGAUGAGCUGCUUCUGUCUGCACAACAAGAGUCUGAUGAUUGUGUCUGGCAUUCUGAGGAGUGGGAUUCUGAGAUGGCUGCCCUCCUUCUUCUGCUUCACCUCCUGCCUCCAACAGUUAAAGGCAAGAAGAGUGGCAAGAUGAGUGCGUCGGAGGCUACUCGACGCCUGAUGAAGUUCAUGAAGGUGGGAUCAAGCAUGGAGACCUUCCUUGAAAAAACUGGCCCCAGACAGCCCUUUCUGCUCGGUGUCGGAGAAAGAAGCAACUGCAUCCAGGACUUCUACAUCAUCGUGGACCAGAAGGCCAUUCCCUGCAGGAUGCAGACCCCAGUUGCUGCCUUUGAUGAGCUCUUCAAGGCACAUUAUGCUUUUGCUGUGUCGUAUGAUGAUGCCCUGUCCAACUUCUUCAUCUUCAUCCAAACCACUGUGUAUGGCAUUGACGUCGGCAAAGUGAAAGAAAGUCCAAGAGUAAAAGAAAUUCGAGCAAGGCUUCUUCACUCUGAGGUUUGAAGACGGGUACAGUUUGACCAGAAAUGUAACGUACUUUUGUAAACUACACCACACCAGUUGAUCAAUGUCAUUUAGACAUUGGAAGUUUGAGCAUGGAUCGUAGUCUGUGCGAUUGAACUAUGGAGAACCUGGUUGUUUUAACCAACCAACGUCACCUUUCUCGAGUGCAUAAAGACUGUUUUAAUCCAGAUCCUGACAGCAGUUAUUCGGGACAUGUGUAUCUCUGUUACUGCCCAGGUUCAAUCCUCAGUUGUUCCAGAGAGCACUGUGCAGUGUCUAGUUGAUUCAAUGGAGGAACUGGUUAAUGAUGUUCAUGCUCACACAAAGAUAGCUGUUGUUAAAGGAUAAAUUCUGCCAAUUUCGACAUGCAGUUAUAAUGCUCACACUACCCUGGACUUGUCAGUACCUGAGAUUUUUUUUCUUUUCUUCAGCCUUUUUGAUCGUGGUCAUUGUAAUGGGGGCAGAGUUUGUUUACAUUUAAAAAAAAAAUAAAAAAAAAAAAACAUUUUGAUUUCUUCCCAGUAACAUCCGUAAGGUUAUGCAACAUCAGCAGACAACUAGGAAACAGCAAUACCUGUUGGGGCAAUAUUUGGAGUAGGCCUAUGCUAGAAGGUUUUUAAUGUAAACAAACUCUGCCCCCAUUAGAAUAGCUCAGAUCUUGGAAAGGGUUUAGCCAAAAAAUGUAGCAUCACCGGGUACUCACAAGUCAAGGGUAGCGUGAGCAAUGCAAUAGAAUAUUGACAUUGGCAGAAGUUCCCCUUUAAUUGUUUGUCUUCUGAUGCAUCAAGAGAAACUUUGGAGAGAGUUGUUUUGAUCAACUAGAAAACCCAUUUUCCUAUCUGAACACAGAAUCUAAAAGGAUGAGGCAUUUGUUCUGGGUGUCUGUUUUGAUGUAAAAAGAGAUACAAUAACUUGUAUGUGCAUAACGCUGGGUCUCUCUCAUCAAUGUUUAGUCGCAAUGAACUGUAACAGUUUCAAAGAAGUAAAACCACACCAGGAGAGAAUAUGCAGAGCUAUAAGUGAUUGGUCCUACUCUAAAAAUCAUGGUUUAUUUUCUCACCAUGAACAUGCUCUUCAGAUCAAACAGAAUAAGGUGCUGAAUGAAGCGUUUGAUGAAUCAUUAGUUUCCACCACUUCCUGGGUCAAAAACUAUGUCACAGAGUAUGAAGUUGGAAUGUGUGAUUACUGUAGUUGAAAAGGAGAUGCCUUUGUUGACACAAUGUCAUUGUUAAAUACAAAAAAUGCCAAUCUUUUGAUCUCACCAUUUUUUUUAUAUUGCAUUUGGCAUUGAGGAGGGAAAAAAUAGGUUUUCACAGUGAAAAUGAAUUGGUAUAUUACAGACCUUGCGAUAGGCAAUUGACAUAGACGAUCAAGUGUACCUUGUUCCAUAUUGUAAUUAUGUGUGAAUCCAUGCAAACAGUUCAUUGUCUAUGUGAUGUGGCCAUUUAACAAGAUACAUUUUCUGAAGAA
This is a messenger RNA of Engraulis encrasicolus (European anchovy), 3099 nucleotides long. RefSeq lists its product as uncharacterized. NCBI's taxonomy places the organism in Eukaryota, Metazoa, Chordata, Actinopteri, Clupeiformes, Engraulidae. The coding region runs from base 1 to 1629 and encodes 542 amino acids. The record is from RefSeq and is a predicted model, not a curated record. The transcript has 10 exons.